GAGAGGACAAGAGGACAACCGAGAGGACAAGAGGACAACCGGGAGGACGGACAGGAGGACAACCGAGAGGACAGGAGGGUGGACAGGAGGACAACCGAGAGGACAGGAGGGUGGACAGGAGGACAACCGGGAGGACAACAGCGGCUCGAGAUGGCCUCGGUCCGAGUGGCUGUCCGGGUCCGGCCCAUGGACCGGCGGGAAAAAGACCUGGCGGCAAAAAGCAUCAUCGCGAUGGAGGGAACCAAGACGUCCGUCACCAACCUGAAGGUUCCUGACGGCGUCACAGGAGACUCCACGAGGGACCGAACCAAAACCUUCACGUACGACUUCUCCUACGACUCCAGCGACUGUAAGAGCUCCACUUUCGUCUCUCAGGAGAAGGUCUUCAGAGAUCUUGGCGGUGACGUGCUGAAAGCUGCGUUCGAGGGCUACAAUGCCUGCGUGUUCGCCUAUGGUCAGACGGGCUCGGGGAAGUCCUACAGCAUGAUGGGAAAUCCAGGCGACGCAGGUCUGAUCCCAAGGAUCUGUGAGCGUCUGUUCAGUCGCAUCUUGGAGGCGACUCGGUGGGAUGAGGCGUCUUUCCGCACUGAAGUCAGUUACCUGGAGAUCUACAACGAGCGGGUGAGAGACCUGCUGAGGAGGAAGUCCACUCAGACCUACAACCUGAGGGUUCGCGAACAUCCGAAGGACGGACCGUACGUGGAAGAUCUCUCCAAACACCUGGUGCAGAACUAUGGCGACGUGGAGGAGCUGAUGGAGGCCGGAAACAUCAACCGCACCACGGCCAGCACCGGCAUGAACGAUGUCAGCAGCCGCUCGCACGCCAUCUUCACCAUCAACUUCACACAGGCCAAGUUCGACGCAGAGAUGCCGAGCGAGACGGUCAGUAAGAUCCACCUGGUGGACCUGGCCGGGAGCGAGCGAGCAGACGCCACCGGAGCCACCGGCGUCCGACUGAAGGAAGGAGGCAACAUCAACAAGUCACUGGUCACCCUGGGCAAUGUCAUCUCCUCUCUAGCGGACAUGGCGCAGGACGGUGUGAACACCAACCUGAAGAAGAAGUCGGUGUUUGUCCCGUACAGGGACUCGGUGCUGACGUGGCUGCUCAAAGACAGUCUGGGGGGCAACGCCAAGACCAUCAUGAUCGCCACCAUUUCCCCGGCGGAUGUGAACUACGGCGAGACGCUGAGCACGCUGCGCUACGCCAACCGGGCCAAGAACAUCAUCAACAAGCCGACUAUCAACGAGGACGCCAACGUCAGGCUGAUCAGGGAACUGCGGGCUGAGAUCGCCCGACUGAAGGCUCUGCUGGUUCAGGGCAACCAGAUCGCUCUCCUGGAUUCGCCCACCGCUCUGAGCAUGGAGGAGAAACUGCACCAGAACGAAGCCCGGGUUCGGGAGCUGACGAGGGAGUGGACCAACAAAUGGAAUGAGACCCAGAACAUCCUGAAGGAGGAGACUCUGGCUCUGAGGAAAGAGGGCAUCGGCGUGGUGCUGGACUCGGAGCUGCCUCACCUCAUCGGCAUCGACGACGACCUCCUGAGCACCGGCAUCAUCCUGUACCACCUGAAGGAGGGACGGACGUACGUGGGCAGAGAGGACACGUCCACGGAGCAGGACAUCAUCCUUCACGGUCUCGACCUGGAGAGUGAACACUGCCUGUUCGAGAACCGGAACGGAACAGUGACUCUGGUGCCGCUGGGCGGAGCUCAGUGCUCCGUCAACGGGGUUCAGGUGACGGAGGCGUCGCCGCUCAACCAAGGCGCCGUGAUUCUGCUCGGCAGGACGAACAUGUUUCGGUUCAAUCAUCCGAAGGAGGCGGCGAAGCUUCGGGAGAAACGAAAGAGUGGCCUGCUCUCGACCUUCAGUCUGUCCAUGUCCAUGACGGAUCUGUCCAAGUCCUGUGAAAACCUAUCGACUGUGAUGCUCUACAACCCCGGGCUCUUCACUGAGAAGGGCCCCGUCUUCCUCAGGUUGGAGUUUGAGCGACAGCAGCGAGAGGAGCUGGAGAAACUGGAGCUCAAACGGAGGCUGAUCCAGGAGAUGGAGGCAAAGCAGCAGACUGAGAAGGCGGAGCUUGAGCGCCUCCAACAGGAGGUGGAGAGUCAGCGCAAAGAGUCCGAGGAGGUGCAGCAGCGGAUCCUCCGUCAGGAGGAAAGCCUCCGCCGCCGCAGCCAGGACAUCGAGAGUCGUCUGCAUGACUUCCUGGUAGAGAAGGAGCGCUUUGAGGAGGAGAGACGCUCGGACGUCCCGGGGGAGGAGCCUCAGCGGCGGCCGAGCCAGCCGCUGGAGGUGGAGCAGGAUGAAGAGCAGCGGUGGCAGCAGGAGGCUGCGGAGCAGACUGAGAUAUACCGCGAGCUGGAGAGACUGAAGAGGCAGCGCGAGGAGCAGAAGGUUCGUCUGGAGGCCGAGCGCCAGCGUCUGGAGGAGCAGGAGCGGGAGCAGCUGAGUCUGGUGGGGAGGCUGGAGGAGCAGCUGAGGGAGAAACACGAGGCGGCCGCCGCGCUGCUGACACGGGAAGACGCUUGCCGGCUGGAGGAGGAGCGCCGGGCGCUGGCCGAGAUCAGAGGAGCGCUCCUCCGAGCCAAAGAGGCCGGAGAGCGGCCGGAUGUGGAGGACGCCGGCGAGGAGGCCAGGUCCGCUCAGGCUCGGUAUGCGGACUUCAAGGCGGCGCAGGUGGAGGAGCUGGGUCGGCUGGAGAAGGAGCUCCGGCAGCAGAGGGAGCGUCUGGAGGAGGAGGUCUCUGCUGAGCAAAACGCAGCGCUGCUCCUCGCCCAUGGCCUCAAAGAGAGACAGCAGCAGCUGAAGGAGACGCAGGACAAGGGGUCGCAGGACGCCACCGCCGUCCUCCAGGAGGAGCAGCUGGUCAAACAGGCAGAGAACAGGCUGCAGUUCAAGGAGCGGCAGCUGGCCAGCCUGGCCCACGGCCUCCUCCCGACGCUGGCCGAGGAGAAGCAGAGAGCCGUGGAGGUGGUGGAGCGCGGCGGCGGCGGCGGCGGCAGCAGCAAUGGGAACUGCGACAGCCCACCGGGUCUGGACAACACACUGUACCAGGUGGAGAAGGAGCUGGAGGACAAGGAGGAGAAACUCAACCUCCACCGGAACAGCGCCCAGCAGCUGCAGCAGCUCCAGGAGACGUACGAGUUCACGGCCAACGUGGCCCGGCAGGAGGAGAAGGUGAGGAGGAAGGAGAAGGAGAUCCUGGAGUCCAAGGAGAAGCAGCAGAGGGAGGCGAUGGAGCAGGCGGUGGCCCGGCUGGAAAGGAGGCACUCGGCCCUGAGGCGCAGCGUCUCCCUGGAGCCCGACACUGAGGAGCUGAGGCGCCUGAGGGGGGCGGAGCUAGAGCAGCAGAGGGUGGAGCAGGAGAUCCAGACGCUGAGGCAGAGGAUCAGCGAAGGGGAAGAAAACAGCAGUUCUCUGGUCGGACACGUCCAGAGUCUAAACACGCUGCUGCCGCUGUCCGACGACAGGAUCAACACGUACAUCGAGGAGGAAGUGCAGCGGAGGCUCCGCAAGAUCAACCUCCUGAACGGCGCUGACGUGGAUCUGUCCGAGUCCUGUGAAUCUCUCCGGGACGAUGAGAAGCUGCAGAACAUGAAUCCUCGGAGGCUGAAGUAUGAGAGCGCCGGCAGGUUGGGGUCUAGCUUCCUGCCUGCAAUGGAGCUCCAGGAAAACUCUCGUCAUACGGUCGAGCAAAGCUCAUCAGAAGACCCUGAAGACGUCCUGUUGACGCAGCACAGAGAAGAAAAACUAGUGUCCACCGCUAAAGUCUUGUUUAAAAGAGAAGUGCCUUACGAAGACGCUGGGCGGCGAGGACGAGUGAACACGCCUCCAGAAGUCGGACGAGCUAUUUGUGAACUUGAUCGUUCAGCAAACAAGAAAAUCGCUGAUCCACGAAGAAACUCCUCCUCCUGCUGCGUUUCUGAUGAUGUGAAGAAUUUUGAAGUCAGAGUGAAGGAGUUGCUUGUGAACGGACGCUCAGAAGAAAACUUCAAACACCAAACGUGUGACCGAGGGACGAGCGAAGGGGAAGAAUCACAGAACUCCGUCAAUGGUUUUAUCACUUCUGAGGAAAAGUCAAAGGAAUGUGGUCAAAUGAAGCGUGAGACAAACAGGAGCUUCGUGUUCGGAUCGUUUGUUGGAAAACUGUCUGACAUGUACAAAGACGCAGGUAGAAGGCUGCAGGACACACGGGACAAAAUCCCAAAAGUUGGAGUCGGUGAAAUGAUGGUUGUACUCUCUCAGUAUGUGACCAUGGUGUCCAAGGAACUGCCACUGAUCCAUCGAAUGCAGCUCAGACCACAGCCAGAAUCCUUCCAGCCGGUUGGUCCGUCGAGGGAUCGCGCCCUCAGUCUACCUCAGAACACCGGCAGGUCCGUGAUCAUGGGCGUCUCCGAGUGGCCCGAAGGAUCCGUGUCCUCUGUUAAAAACAAAAGUCCUGAAGUGUUCCAUCAGAGGCUGGUUGAGCUGCCGCCCGUCUUGUCCCAGCUACAAACCUGUUCGUCCCGAGAGAUGCUGGAAAUGUUGGAAUCUCUGUCUCCUCGAUUGCAAGUGAUCAAACCACUGAGUGUUUUCUGGGUCAGAACGUCCAACAAGGACGAACCCGUUCCCAAACCCGGGUGCUUGCUUCUGUCGGAGAAGGACAUAACAGUUGUCUCGGCUGGCGCGGAUCCUGACGACUCUUUGGCUCUUAUCCACCAUUUUUAUCUCCUUGACAUCAAGAAGGUCCAGAUCAGUCUGGCCGGGCAGCACGUCCGCCUGAUCGGCUGCUCCGAAGAUGACGUCUUGGCCGUCUUCACCCACAGCCAAGAGCUUACCCAGGAGUUCUGUACGUCUUUAUUGAAGGCUGUUGCUCCUCAGAAGUUCUCUGAAGGGACUAAGAGUCACCCGUUACUCUCUGAUGACCUCAUGGUCCUCUCGCUGGACUGGACGUCAAAUGUUCCUGACAUCAUCCUGGACAGUGGCCUUCACAUCACCUGCAGAUUCAAGCGAGUCCUCGCAGACUUGCUCUACAUUGUCCACGGGAACAUGGACGACGGCCCUGGAAAACCUUCCCUGGCUGAUAUUUGUCCUCUGCUCUACACGAGCGUCAAGGUCCUGAACUCCACCCGAGGCCAUCAGGACGCCAUCUUUCAGUUCCUCCUGACGGACACUCACGCAGCUCUUCUCCAGGAGGACGGGGUCUUUCACCCGGUGCCGCGGGGCUCCACUCUGGUCCCCCUCCAACCCCAAUUCCGGGGACUCGAACUCCGCAAGCGAUCAGACAUCGGACGUCUGGUCGUGAGACAGAACGACAGCUGCCUGGUGGUAGACAUCGUGUUCUCAACUCACAAACCGCACAGUCAAGCACCGACGGUGGAGUCGGGGCCCGCCUCCUCUGAUCGGUGCCACUCCUGGAAGUUAUCCUUGGGUUGCCCCUCCGAGGCUGUGAUGUUGAUCAAUCACCUGAGUUCCUGAGUCUCACCUGCCUCAGACCUCUGUCACUUCAGGAUGUGUUGAACAAGGCGUCUGUUUUACAUCUGACGGGACAAAGAGUUCCAGAUGUCUGAUGUACCUGAAAGUGAUUUUUAAACAUUUUAAGACCUUUUCAAACUUUUCUCUUAUGUAAUUGAGAUUGGCGAUGACGAGUGUUAACCUUCUGUAAUAUCUCUAGUUUACGUUGAGUCGCAACCAACGGACAGAACACUGAAUGACAAUGAAGUUUCUUUGUCUUUGUUGGUUUUGGUUGUUUACUAUUUUUAGUCGUGUUGAAGAUUCAUCAUAUCAUUUCAUCACUGAGUUGUUUGUGAUGUGUCAGAACGAUUGUGAUGAAAAAAAUGACUCGUGGAUGAAUAAAUAUUUCAAAUGAAAUGUGAUCAAUGUUGAAUCGUUUCAUUUCAACUGAUGUUAAUUAAAAUUGAACUUUGAUUCUU
This is a messenger RNA of Scophthalmus maximus (turbot), 5912 nucleotides long. It is a transcript of the gene kif16ba, whose product is annotated as kinesin family member 16Ba. The transcript is spliced from 24 exons. NCBI's taxonomy places the organism in Eukaryota, Metazoa, Chordata, Actinopteri, Pleuronectiformes, Scophthalmidae. Gene Ontology annotation, biological process: microtubule-based movement. The record is from RefSeq and is a predicted model, not a curated record. Bases 151 to 5457 code for a protein of 1768 amino acids. Gene Ontology annotation, molecular function: ATP binding; microtubule binding; microtubule motor activity.